This is a messenger RNA of Benincasa hispida (wax gourd), 2753 nucleotides long. Its product is annotated as Plant invertase/pectin methylesterase inhibitor superfamily. Gene Ontology annotation, molecular function: enzyme inhibitor activity; pectinesterase activity. Gene Ontology annotation, biological process: cell wall modification. NCBI's taxonomy places the organism in Eukaryota, Viridiplantae, Streptophyta, Magnoliopsida, Cucurbitales, Cucurbitaceae. The record is from RefSeq and is a predicted model, not a curated record.
AAUAAUAUCAACACACUUGUGCACAAAGAAACAAACUCCAUUCUUAAUAAUAAGUCAUUACCAUGAAAAUGCUGCAUUGUCUUCUUCUCUUUUCAUUACUAUUUAUGAUCAUCCAUGGCAAAAGCUUCAAUAAUUUCAUGUCUUGCUCCCAAACCCCAUAUCCAGACCUCUGCUUCCAUUACAUAAACCCAAACGACAACGUAUUGACUGCCGAUAUUGACGAAACUUCUGUCAUCACCCGCUAUCAAAACUUGACCAUUCGAGCCACUUUGAACCAAGCCAUGGUGGUCCAUGACCAUCUUCGCUUCGCCAUGGAUCUUGAUUCAUUUGAUGAUGAUGACAGGACUAAAUUCGCUUUAAUCGACUGUUUGGAACUCUAUGAGGAUUCGAUCACCGAGCUCAAUCGUUUGGCAAUGAGCUCCAUGAGUGUCAACUCCUCGAUUGACCACUUGACGCUGCUAAGCGCUUCAUUAGCCAACCAUCAAACAUGCCAAGAUGGAUUUCGAGAUUUCGGAUUAUUUUCGUUUGAUGAUCCAUUUCAAAUUUUGAGUAACUUCUCAAAAUUGGUCAGCAAUUCUCUUGCCAUCACAAAGGCCGCUGUGGCGGUGCCCCCCACUAGUUCCUCCACCUCCGGUGGCAGGCGGUUGCUAGGUGGCUCAUUUCCUCAGUGGAUUUACGAUGUUGAUAGGAUUCUCCUUCAGGGCACGGUCGGAAAUCGUGCGGAUAUGGUGGUGGCACAAGAUGGAAGCGGGGAUUUUAGGACAAUAUCGGAGGCGGUGACAGCGGCGGAGGAUGCGACAAAGGGAUGUCGAAGGUUUGUUAUAUAUGUAAAAGGUGGGAUUUACAAAGAGAAUGUUGUGAUUAAGAAGGGGAUGAAGAAUGUAAUGAUGAUUGGAGAUGGAAUGGAUAGGACGAUCGUCACAGCCAUGAAAAAUGUCCAAGAUGGAUCAACAACUUUCCAAUCAGCCACUUUUGCGGUGGCCGGUGAAGGGUUCAUCGCCAAAGACAUGACGUUUGAGAACACGGCGGGGCCAGAGAAACACCAAGCCGUUGCACUCCGAUCUAAUGCCGAUCGGUCAAUUUUCUACCGAUGCAGCUUUAAAGGCUACCAAGAUACUCUAUACGCCCACUCCAACCGCCAAUUCUACCGUGAAUGCCACAUUUACGGAACUGUCGACUUCAUUUUCGGCGACGCUGUUGCCGUUUUUCAAAACUGCAACAUCUUCGUCAGAAAGCCGAUGAUGAACCAGAAAAACACCAUCACGGCGCAUGCGAGGUCCGACCCAAAUGAGAACACGGGAUUCGUAAUCCACAAUUCCGUCAUUCAGGCGGCGCCGGACUUGAAGCCGGUGGAGGGUUUGUACGGAACUUAUUUGGGGAGACCGUGGAAGCCGUAUUCGAGGACGGUGAUAAUGAAGAGCUUUUUGGACGGUCUGAUUGAACCGGCCGGGUGGCUUCCUUGGGCCGGAGAUUUCGGUCUGAGGACGGUUUAUUAUGGGGAGUUUAUGAACACAGGUGGUGGAGCAUAUACGAAAGGGAGGGUCCAGUGGCCGGGAUACCAUGUGAUGACGAGUGCGGCGGAGGCGGAGAGAUUUACGGUGGAAAGUUUCCUUGAAGGAGGAAGUUGGAUUCCGGCCACCGGAGUGCCAUUUGCAAAUGGGCUAUGAUUAUGAUAUUAAACUUAUCCAAGUAUAGAUAAGAAAAAAAAGAAAGAAAGAUACGCACCAGUCAAAAUAGUAGCUUCUGCUGACUUUUUGAUAGUGUAGUGGUGUAUUUUAAGUGGUUAAAAAAUUAUACAGAAAUUUGAAUGCGGUAGAAAUAGGAAAAAUAAAAUUGUAAAAAUACAUCAUAUCCAAAAGUUUGUAAGAGGUUCCCAAUUCCAUGACCAGUGUAUACUAUAGACAAACACUCAGAUAUAAGAAAACAGCCCAAAUAGGAGAAAAGUGGGGUGGGGUAAAAUGUUGGGUAACUGAUGUUAGGAUUUGUUUGAGAGAAAGGUUGGGUAUAUAGCUUAUUAUAGUUGAAAGACUUUUAUGGUUGGGUAUAUAGCUUAUUAUAGUUGAAAGAUUUCUAUACCUUGAUAAUAAUAGUAAAGAGAAAAUAUAUGAAAGACUAUUUUCUUUUCUUUUCUUUUCUUUUCUAAGAUCCUAACAUGAAAGACUUAAUUCUACUCUAAUAUCAUUUAAAAAAAAAAAAAAAAAAACACUUUAUCUUGUUCAAUCAAUGUAGGAUGUAGAUUUACCUUAAAAGUGUAAUAAAAAUCCGGAAAAAAAUGUGCCUAUGUAAAGUUUAAAAUAAAUAUAAUUUUUUGAAAAAAAGAAUAAUAAUAGUUAAAUAAUUAUUUAUUCGAGAUCCCAACACUAACAUAGAAUGAAUGAAAUUACCGCAACAAAAUACAAUAAGCACAAAGUUUAGUAGAGACUACCCGACUCUCUUUUUUCACGAGAAAACCAAAGAAGUAUAUGUUGACUUUGACUCUGCAGCUCUUUCUAUUUAAUUUCAGUCUGCAGCUCUUUCUAUUUAAUUUCAGUAGCAAAUUAAAUAAAUUGUAAGGACUGGAGAAUGAGUGAGUACAGUUCCACACUCAAAAGUGAGGCCUCCUGAUUUCAGUUCGACUCUUAUGGACAGAAUCAUAUACUAAAAAAUUUCCUUUGAUUACUUUAUUUAAACGAACCGCAUUAAAAGUCCUUUAAAAACACAACUAUUCCAAAUGCAAUUUCCCAAUCAAAGCUCUGAGAUUGUCAUUCGGGUUU